AUGAAGUCCCUUCUUCAGAUACUCUUCCUUGUGGCCAUGCUAAUGCCUUUGGUCAUCGCUGAUUCACAAACAUCACACCAAAAAGAAUCGCCAUUCCUCACCACCACCUAUGUUAAAGGCCACAACUCUACCAAAAUCCCAGCCACCCCAUCUUCAGCGUCUCUCCGAGGAGCCAAAGGCCUCCAUGGGCAUAAAAAUGUGCAUGGGGUCAUGACUUGUGAUAAAUACCCUAGAGUUUGUCGUGCCAAGGGCAGCGAAGGACCUGAUUGUUGCAAGAGAAAAUGUGUGAACGUGUCAACGGACACAAAUAACUGUGGCAUGUGUGGGAAAAAGUGCAAGUACUCGCAAGUGUGUUGCAAAGGUAAGUGUGUGAACCCUAUGUUUGACAAGCACCAUUGUGGAAGAUGUGGCAACAAGUGCACCAAAGGGGAUUCGUGCGUUUUUGGUCUGUGCAGCUAUGCCUGA
Sphenostylis stenocarpa is the source of this 465-nucleotide messenger RNA. The record is from the annotation of a GenBank genome assembly. Lineage: Eukaryota; Viridiplantae; Streptophyta; Magnoliopsida; Fabales; Fabaceae.